Messenger RNA from Daphnia magna, 4995 nucleotides. RefSeq names its product magnetosome-associated protein MamJ-like. The record is from RefSeq and is a predicted model, not a curated record. The transcript is spliced from 13 exons. Bases 1275 to 3095 code for a protein of 606 amino acids. NCBI's taxonomy places the organism in Eukaryota, Metazoa, Arthropoda, Branchiopoda, Diplostraca, Daphniidae.
UGAAGUGAUCUUAUGUUAGUGAUUGUCCAAUUUCGUGUAAUGACGUGUUUACGUUCAAGAACUGGUACGCAUUUGAGGCAGACUGUGCCCGAUAUUUUAACGUUUGGCAAGGAAGCGAAUUACAUUCGUUUUCUUGCAACAUCUGAAUAAAAAUGAUUUUCAUUAAGUGAUUUCACGAAAAUGAUGUUCAUUAAGUGAUUUCACGAAAAUGAUGGAAAAGAAUGAACAAAAUCAUGAACCUUAUUCCGGAAGCGGAAACCAAUCUGAGCAGAUUGCAGGCGGAUGCCAAAAGCCACAGGGACGGCGCUGAAUUACAGUCAAGUUUUCAAGUCUCCAUUUAUAGACUGUGUCAUCUGAAUAUUCAAAACAGACAGAAAACUUCAUCUACUUCCUAAGACCAAAAUGAACUGCUCCAGAUUAAUGGUGUUGCUGUCGAUAGCCAUUGUUACAUCAGCUAAUACACAUCAAUUGAAUAUGAAAGGCAUGGACAUGCGUGAAAUUAUCGAUGCAUAUUUAAGAGAGGAACGUCACCUUCAGAGAUCAGAAACUGUCGUUGUUCCAGAGCCCAAAGUCCGUUUGAUGGCAAACACAGGAUGCUUUUGGAGCGGGACAUCGCCAUUUUGUAACGGAUUCUGCGGCAAAGGUUUCAAUAUGAUUGUCAAGGAUAAAUCAGGAGACGGAAUCAGAUGCUGGUUUGGCAUUAAAAAGCUCUGCUGCCCACUGCAGGGCUGAAUCCUGGCAUCGAUGAAACGCAGCCCUUUCAUGGACAGUGACUUCAGGGCUAUUUUCAAUGAAUACAUACAAUUUCAUUCUUAAAUCUUUUGUGAUUUACCUACGAAAAUUUAGGCCUCGUUGGGUGUCACGGAAGGCGAUGAAUUUUGAACGAAUUUGAAUUUUCAUCGUCGUCGUAUAGCUGCAGUCAUUUUUUCUUGAUCAGUUUGGCUGAUUUCCCCGUACUAUACUUGUUAUUGCGGUAUUUAACUUCGAUCAGCGUCUAUACGAGAUAUCACCAGUUCAAUCAGAUUAUAGUGACAUGGUUGAAUUAUUGGUGCACCGACCAGGAAAUCCGUUCCUUUUUCAGCGGAUGCGAAUUAGACCACACCAAUAGAUAUAUUUUGGUCUACUGAUUAUGCAAGACCAGUAUAAUUUUUUUAAAUUGAAAGGUUCAAUCGAUGUGAGGAGUAUAUCGAAACAUUAUAGUGCGUGACUUUCGGUUACGUUGGAGACACUCGCUUUACGUCGUGUCUCUAUGCUGGUCCAUUUCUUCUCCCACGAUGCAUUUAUCAAUCGUUUUGAUGAUAAACGUGGCUGCCGUUAUGUUUGCCAAAUGUAAUCCGAUAGAUUCUGAAAUUGAAAUGCUUGAGUGGCUUGAUAAUCCCAAUGCUUACCUAAGGGAUUUCAAUCAAGAAACAGAAGAGCGUGAAUGGCUUGAUGAUGCUUUUGAGCAUUUCAACGAUGUUCGCCAUGUUAACUACGCAAUGGCUAGGAAUCAGGAAGAAUUACGCUCACAGAUGAACGAAAUGGAACAACAUGCCGCGGUGGACAGGAGUGUGAUGCCAGUAGAGGAACAGAAAUCCGAACAAGAUUCUCAAGAAGAGCAGAAAUUAGAACAAAAUGCCAUGGAACAAAUGAAUUCUGAACAAUCUUCCGUAGAUGGGAAAUAUGCGGAAUACGUUACGUAUGGGUAUCGGUAUAGUAGACCUACUCCUCCUGCAUCUAUCCAGGUGGAAACAAAACCAGAGAAGAUUCCUGUAGCAGAAAAUAAAGCGGAUGAGAUUCCAGUAGUACUGGAACAAGACCAAGCCACGGAGCGUAAUCCCCAACCGGUUUUCGUAGAGGAGCAGAAAGCGGAACCGGUUCUAGUAGAGCAAACGAAACCCGAAGGCGUUUCGGUGGUACCGGAACAAGUUCUAGUAGAUGUACCACAACCGGUGCAAAUUCCAGUGGUGGAGACGAAACCCGGACAGUUUCCAGUAGAUGCACCGCAACCGGGGCAAGUUCCAUUGGUGGAAGAGAAACCCGAACAGGUACCGGUAGAUGGACCGCAACCGAUACAAGUUCCAGCGGUGGAGACCAAACCGGAACAGGUUCUAAUAGAACCAAAGAAACCUGGAGACGUUUCGGAGGUACCAGAACAAGUUCCAGUAAAUGUACCGCAACCGGUACAAAUUCCAUUGGUGGAGACCAAACCCGAACAGGUUCCAGUAGCGGAGACGGAACCCGUACAGGUUCCAGUAGUGGAGACGGAACCGGUACAGGUUCCAGUAGCGGAGACGGAACCCGUACAGGUUCCAGUAGCGGAGACGGAACCCGUACAGGUUCCAGUAGCGGAGACGGAACCCGUACAGGUUCCAGUAGCGGAGAUGGAACCGGUACAAAUUCCAUUGGUGACGACCAAACCCGAACAAGUUCCAGUAGCGGAGACGGAACCCGUACAGGUUCCAGUAGUGGAGACGGAACCGGUACAAAUUCCAUUGGUGACGACCAAACCCGAACAAGUUCCAGUAGCGGAAACGGAACCCGUACAGGUUCCAGUAGGGGAGACGGAACCGGUACAGGUUCCAGUAGCGGAGACGGAACCCGUACAGGUUCCAGUAGCGGAGACGGAACCGGUACAGGUUCCAGUAGCGGAGACGGAACCCGUACAGGUUCCAGUAGCGGAGACGGAACCCGUACAGGUUCCAGUAGGGGAGACGGAACCGGUACAGGUUCCAGUAGCGGAGACGGAACCCGUACAGGUUCCAGUAGCGGAGACGGAACCGGUACAAAUUCCAUUGGUGACGACCAAACCCGAACAAGUUCCAGUAGCGGAAACGGAACCCGUACAGGUUCCAGUAGCGGAGACGGAACCCGUACAGGUUCCAGUAGAACAACAGAAACCAAAUCCCAGUCGCCCCAUAGAUUUUGAGGAAUCGGGAUGCUUUUGGAGUGGGACAUCGCCCUUCUGCCAUGGCAAAUGUGGAACUUUCUACAGAGCCAAAAUCAUAGACAAAACGGGCGACGGAAGAACGUGCCUCACGGGAAACAAAAAACUGUGUUGUCCCAUACCAUCCAAUCAAUUGAAGAGCUUGAUUGACCUGUACAAGAACCUGUAAUUGAAAGCGAUCUACUGUACAACGACAUCAACGAAUCCAAACGGCUCAUUUUCCCCCCUCACACUUCGCGUCUAAUAAUCCAAUGUUUUCUAGACCAUUGCAGUUUGCUUCCUACCCCAAACACGUCUAACAAUUACCAACAGUUUAUUCAUUUUAAGUGGAAAUAAAAAAUAUGAAGUCAUUUUUGUUAGGCGAUUCAUUUCCUGCCAAAUGAUGAUGGAAAGGGGUUAAAGUUGGGAAACACGAUCCUGUUAUUGUCUCUUCCUAUAAAAAAAAAACGCUUUCACACCUAUACAUAUUUCACAAAUGAUUGAAAGUGAUGUCUCCAGUGGCGCAGUUGGUUAGCGCAUGGUACUUAUAUGUCAGUAAUCUGAAUGCGCGGAGGAAUUGUAUGAUUCCUGAAGAAAUGCCGAGGUCGCGAGUUCGAGCCUCGCCUGGAGAAAAUGGUUUUUAUGUUGGUCCCAUUUCGAUUAUGUCGCUGUCUGUGACACUCUGAUUGAAAUGUGUUACUUUUGCUGGGAUAAAGUUAGACGAGAAAGUAUUAAAAUACAUCUCCAGUGGCGCAGUUGGUUAGCGCAUGGUACUUAUAUGUCAGUAAUUUCAUUGUGCUAAGCAUCGAGUGGUUCGUGAGGUAAUGCCGAGGUCGCGAGUUCGAGCCUCGCCUGGAGAAACAUGUUUUAAUCCGAUGGACAAAUGUUGGAAAAAACUCAUGUACAAAUGCACAAAGCACCGACUGUUCAUUCAAUUGUGUUUGGUAAACGAAGUUUCAAUUUGUAAUUCAAUUAGAAAUUUAUGACCUGUUAUCGAAGUCCACGUUAUAUCAAACGAAAAGAGCCCAAUGAGCCCAAUGACGCAUUUCUAUACAGCCCGUUGUUUCCCGCGUCGCAUCAAACAAAAUUUCGUCUACUUUUCUCACCCUAAACUCUUGCGGCUGAUUAAAAUUCUUGCACAAAUAUACGGAAACCACUUUUCGUAUCACAGCUUAUAAAGGUUUUGCUUCUAAACGACACGGUGGCAGAGAAAACUAUUUUUGGUGGUAAAUGUUUUUAUCAACAGGAAGGUGCGUGCACAGCGUUUCACACAUCGAUAUCUAACGCCAAACCACGUCCUUUGUGCUUGAUAAGUCUGAGGCGUUCGACUGUGUGAAGGGAUUGUCUGACUUUAUUCUAGAUUGUUUGCGCGUCAAAGAAGCUUCAUCUCUAUAGAGCUCUCCUGUCGACGACCAUAUCCAACCAUGAAGUUUUUGAUCAUUUUGGUGUUGGCUGUUGCUAUGUUUACCAACGCACAAAAUUUGGACACUAUCGAAGUGGAAACCCGUGAUAAUCCUAGCGCUUACUUACGAGAGAAACGUCAAAUUUUCUUGCCACAAGAUGUAAGGCCACAAACUGCAGUCCCACAAGUUCUAGUCCCGCAAGUUGCCGCACCAGUCGAUUUCCUAUCGCCAAGUUCUGGAUGCUUCUGGAGUGGGACGUCGCCGUUCUGUAUCCCAGCCUGUGGUAAGAAUUUCCACGAAGUUUUGACUGACAUCAGAGGAGACGGGAAACGUUGCUGGACGGGCUUUAAGAAACGUUGCUGUCCCAUACCUCCUGGUAUGAUUAAGUUUAAGGGCUAGAUUGCUUUGUGAAAAACAAAAGAAAACACCCAGUGUCAACGUUUUGCCUUCGUCCUUGCUUAUGACAUAAACUGUCUAAUUUAUUUUUCCCUGGCUAUUGAUUCCGAUUCCUUCUUCUUUCAAUAACUGCUUACUAUCCCGUUCAGUUCAGUUCAUUUCUUCUUUAGUCCCAGGGAAAAACAAAAUUUCUUUUCGAUCUACAGACACAGAACGAAGGAUUCAUUGGUGUUACAUGUUUUGUCAACUGUCCUUCCGUUUCAAUACAACAAAAUGAUUUGCUUUCCUUAA